CUUCGGAGCGGGUGUGGAGAGCCAGACAGGCUGAGACAGGCGACCAUCAGCUUCGGUUCCCCUACUUUUGCUGAGGCUCCUCGGAGAAUAUACGGCGGCGCCACAUACGAAAGAUUAGUACAUGGGUAGUUUUGCGCAGCAGAUGGCGGGUCAAAAGGUACUCGGGGUCCGAUGCCGGCGAGAUGGCGAGACUCGAGCGCUGUGCGCCCGUGUCACAUGGGAGCGUGGAGGCCGGAUCUAGCGUCCCAGCAUUCUUGUAAUUCCCUCGAGGUAACUGGACCCUGCGAUGCCGCGAUGCCGCGAUAUCACGACGUCGGCUGUUGGGGGCGCCCCCGCGGGUGCUUGCGUGCGUGCGUGCUGGAGGUGGAUGUUGCACAGGCACGGCACACGAGACCCCUCUUUCCGGGGAGGAGGUGCAAAUACGGGAGCGCUCCGGCCCCUCCACACCCUGGCGGGCUGCGGCAACACGUCUGACAAGGCUGAGGAGGAGGUGGUCGAGCGCGGCCGUGGUUGGAGGGGGGCGGGCGAAGGCGUGAGAACCGGUGGGUCAGCGCGCUGGAAGCAGGCCGAUUCGAAGACGGCGCCCACCACCACGGAGGAGCACAACCUUUCUUCCCUCUGUCUCGCGCCAGACGACGCUGCGGCGGCGGCGGCGGCUGUCUCCUCUCGCGCUCCCCUCGACGACUGCGUGUCUGCGGAGGGGCCCAUACCUAGGUAUCAAGCGCUUGCCACGCCGCGCCUGCUCACCGCCUUUCUCCUCAGCAAUCCGGCGCGCGCUGCAGAUUGCGCAGGCGGCCGUGGCUGGUGUCGCGCCUCGCCUCUCGCCUCUCGCCUCUCGCCUCUCCCCAGGUGCGACUCUCUUUACCCAGCGGAGCCAUGCACGCGUCCCGCAAUUCACCUGCCCCCCGCGCCCACAUGCUUUGCAGCCUUCCUCGUCCAAGACCGAGCACCGACGCCAAAACGAGGCCGCGGGCGCGUCGACCAAGGCCCUCAUGUACCUCGACCGUCCCCGAGAGCGUCUCGCGGCCUAUCGUGCCUCGCCCGAGCGCGGCCGGGGCUCCACUGCGACCUGUCUGCUGUCGCUGCGCGCCCGCACGCGUCUCGAGCAGCCGCCGGCGCUCGUCUGAUCGAGGCCUCUGCAGCAGCCCGGCUCGCCAUGCCUCGCUGCUCUCAUGCUACUGUAUGCCUUGGAUGCAAGUGCUGGCGGCGGGACCCUGAUAUUGCUGACGGGAGGGGGCAGCAGUUCGGAUAAUCUGCGUGAGCUGUUCGCCCGCAUCGCGCUGCUGGGAUGCCCUCCUCCACCGCACCUCUAUAUAAAUCCCAAAUACACGUUCCAGGAACGCCCCGUGCUGGCCCUGCUCCGUUCGCCAAGCAUCCCGUGAGUGCCUGUGCACGCACUGCGCCGUCGACAAAUCCAAAUUCACGCCCGAGCCCCCUCAACCACGUCUCCGCAACGGCCGACUCAUGCUCGCAGGCAUGCCUUACAGCUAACAGCCGUUGGUCCUCGCCCCUUUGGGCGUUUGGCGCAGGUA
Messenger RNA from Trematosphaeria pertusa, 1532 nucleotides. RefSeq lists its product as uncharacterized. The transcript has a single exon. The record is from RefSeq and is a predicted model, not a curated record. NCBI's taxonomy places the organism in Eukaryota, Fungi, Ascomycota, Dothideomycetes, Pleosporales, Trematosphaeriaceae. The coding region runs from base 287 to 1252 and encodes 321 amino acids.